AUGUCGACAAGCAAGACAGGAGAUGUUUUGUGCUUCUUUAUCAACGGGAAAAAGGUAGUUUUUAUCAUGUAAUGAAGUUCGGGGACUGUCUGUCUAGUUUAAGAUGGCUUCAGCUACUUGCUUUAAGAUUUUAUUUGCUCACCUUCGUCAAAAACUCGAGUUUUCAACCAAUUUUCUCAAUCGUAACUAAUGUUAAGGGUUGCUUCUGUAUGCCAGGGAAAAAUUUUAAUUGGUUUGACAUUUAGGAAAGUCACUUCGACUUUAAAGAAAAGUCACUUCGACUUUGAGAAAACUCGUCAAAGUCUUCAGUUUGAUGAGUGGUGUACCGCAAAAUUGUGUGACCUGUCAGACUGUGUACCAAGGAGAGAGGGGUUGUGGGUGUAAAAGUGGAGCACUGCUUUUAAUUUAAUGGAACAUACUUGGGGGAAAAAGGAGAAAUAAAUUAGUUUAAGGCUCACUUUUAAACUUUGACAAAACUGGAAAGGUGGUCACAUCAUGACUUUUGUGGAAAAUUUUCUGAUUAACCUUGAGUUUUGUGUUGUGUCAAACGUAAAUUGCCGGUUUGACGUUAUAUAACUGACUUUGGUUUGUGAUGUUUCUCUAUGGGCUUUUAAGAGAGUCAAUUUGUUCAGAUAAGAUCGUUUUUUCCCGUUAUUCCACCCUUUAACACUAAAAACACAUUCUUACUUUCUCCAGCUUUUAUUUUGGCACUUCCGGUUUCCGGCAUUUUGAAUUAGCACAUUAGCUGAAUUUUAGAUUUAGCUUUAACAUUUAGAUUUAGAUUUAACAUUUGAGUGUAACAUAUAAUAUCUAUAACUGUGCUAAAAAACUGACUUCCAAAAUUUCGCAGCGGUUCUUUUUAACACGGUCAAAGCUAAAUGUGACAAAAUGUCGCUGUUAUUUUCUGCAUGAGCAUUUCUACAAACGGCCACCCCAUAACUUUGACGUUAGUCAUUUCGGGCAGUUGUUGUCAUGAAAAAUGUUAGGCUUUAACUCUAAAAAAAAUAAGAAAACAUUUAUAAAUCUAGUGUUUCCUCUUCAAACAGUAUAGUGUAUUUGGCAGGGCGCUCGUGACCAGAAUACCGGAAUCAGUGGUAUCUGGUCGCGAGCGCUUCCCGCUCCUAAACCCCGCCAGUUUUGCUCAGGAUGGUUCUGACGGCCCGGGGUUCUGGCUCCUUUCCAUCGCGUUUGCCCCCAACAAAACAAAACAAAAACUGGCCAUGGAGCACCGAACUGUCCCCGGACUUUUAGCACCUCAACUGAAAAUAUCUGCAUUCGUGAAAAAGACGGUUCGUAGUGAUGCGGACACCGCAAAUUCUCUUGUAGAUGCUAGCUUAACACUAGAACACUAUUGCUAAAACUAGUAACACCACCACUAUCCCUAUCGGGUGAUUUUUACCCGAAAUAAUAUACCCAAGAAAAAGCAUUUAUCAAAAUAUAUCAAAAUAGGUUAAUACAUGACAAAUUAAAGUAGUUUUCUUUUAUUUUUAACUGUGCAAUGUCCAAAGGGAGGGAAAAAAGUGCCAUGAGGGGACCAGAUAAAAUACAACAAAAAUAACUGAAAUAAUAAUUAUUAAUAAUUAUAAAAAAUAAUUAUUAAUAACCACUGCGCUAAAUUAAGAUAGCAUGCAAAUUCCAGGACCACUCCUACUGACCUUAUACCCUACAUGCAGCUAUCAAAUUCACCCAAACCUACUUUACCCUCUAUCGCUAAAAUCACCCUGUGAACACGUGUAUGUAGGAAAAAGCAGGUUUUGAAUCAGGGAAACAAAUAUUCCUUCAAUGAUGUCAAAGGAAAUGCUGAAGCUACCCAGAGACCCAUGAUACUCAGACAAACGCAACAUCAUGAAAAUCACGUGAACAUGUUUGGUCGGGUGAAAAUCACCCGGAGAUAGUGUUCUAGGGUUAAUGAUUUAUUUAUUUGUAUCGCACUUCUAAAAAUCAAGACAAAGCAUAUUGUUCAAGCCUAGUUAAAACAAACCUUGGAAUUUAAUUCAUGAGGAUAACUGCAGGAGAGGCCACCAAAAUUUCGAUCAAAGAUGGGCAGGAUUCGUGAUGACACCAAGAAUUUUGACUUUGACCCUUUCUAAAUAUUAUCCUAAAUAUGUACAUUAAGAAUAUAGUUAUCUUGAUGGUUUCUAGGUGUAAUAAAUAUAUGCACUUUUAUUUAUGCAGAGAGAUAACUUAUUUGCUUCAAACCAGGUCCUUAAUUUACUCUGUUCAUUGUUCAUUUCAUACACCUGUUUUUUCUGUUCAUAAAUACCAGUGAACAGGGUGAUCAGUUGGAGUUGCGUUGUUGGAAAUAUAAUCGCUAAGUAAUGUGUUGAUUGAUAAAUAAAUAAAAUGUUUUAUUCAUAAGUGACUUUUGAUUUAUUCUUUUCUUUACAAACAGGUGACAGAGGAACAUGCAGACCCUGAGACCAUGCUCCUGCCCUUCCUCAGAGAGAGGAGUAUCCUUCAGAGCAUUUUUAUAACUGUAUACCAUACUGUUGAUGAGAUUUAGCGCCACCUACAAGUUUCAGGAGUCAUGUCUGUACAUUACCUUGACUGUGCCUUCAGUGAGGUUAACUGGAACUAAGUCCGGUUGUGGCGGCGGAGGCUGUGGGGCGUGCACAGUCAUGGUGUCCCGCUAUCAAUCUUCCACCAAAACCAUCAUGUGAGCUUUGAUUUGUUUCGCAAAUCACAUGACCCUACUGCUGAGAUCUGAUUGGCUGAACAAUAAUCAACCAAACAAGUAACUGUUGAUCUUAGAUGACCUGAAAUCACCCUCUUUUCUGGCAUUUCAAAACUGUUACAGAGCGAUUACUCAACAAACUGAGCACUAUUGUCAUUGAUAUUUAUCCAAUUGCUGAAAAAUAUGUCAGUUUUUAUAACAGAGAUUGAUUUUUACACAACACUGAAGAGUUCAGAUGUGAAUACUACACUGAAUUUCUAUGGUGACUGUUUGUAAUUUUCCAUUCUGGCUCCAAACCAACACAGCAUCUGUCUGAGACAGUCUCACACACACACACACACACACACACUGAGCCAAAUGAAAAACAGUUGUUGGACAUCAACUGUACUCCGAAUUCUCUAGAAAGACUACACAGAGACACAUAACAACGCCAAACAUGUGCACAACAUUGAUGAGGAGACGCUUUUGAAGUAAAAGGAGGAAUUAAACAGCACCAGGAAGUGAAAUAGCCACAAUACGACUAAUGACACGACUACAAAGAGACACCAAGUUGAGAAAUGAGUUGGACCACCUUACACUUGACCCCUGUAAUUGAUUAAAUCAUGUUUCCUCCACCGUGUCAGUCAUUUUUCAGCUAACGCCUGCCUGCUGCCGCUUUGCCAGCUUCAUGGAGCCGCCAUCACCACGGUGGAGGGCAUCGGCAGCACCAAGACCAGAAUCCACCCCGUACAGGUCAGACACAGACCUAUUCUCAGUAUCAUUGGCUGCAUUUGCACACAUGUUGAAAUUCGUAGAUGCAAAUUGGAUUUACGUACUCAGCUCGCUCUUUCAGGCCUCCAAGAUAGACCAAAAAUAUAAAGAUUUUAAUUUUCUUUGUGAAAAAUAUUGAGCUGGAAAUCAUCACCUCUUCACUUGCCUUCUGGAGCAACUUUAAAUCCCACACAAUUUCCCCAGUAUUAGUCAAUGUCUGCAAAUUUAUGCAAGAAAUCUGAAAGAAAUUAAGACAGGUUUCUCUUCUUUUAGAAGAAUAAAACACCUUUUUAAAAAUCUUUUUGCACAGAGCUAUGUCUAGUAAGCAAGUAUGUCUAUAGAAGUGUAAAUAGGACUCUGUCUUUGCAGGAAUCAGGUCUGAAUAUGAGGUAACCAUUUUUAAUUUGUGCAGAUUUUGAACCCUCAUCCAAAAGAGUGAUUUUUCUACCAAAAUGCAGGAGCGGAUAGCGAAGGCUCAUGGCUCUCAGUGUGGUUUCUGCACCCCGGGAAUGGUCAUGGCCAUGUACACUCUGCUGAGGAACAAACCUCAGCCCAACAUGGAGGACAUCCAGGAGGCUCUGGCUGGUUAGUUUAACCUGAAAUAUGUUAAAUUUUCUCUCCUGUGAUACUAAGAGGCAGUAUUAUGAGUAACAGAUGUAAAAGAAAGUGGAUUAUUUGGAUCUUAUGACUUCUUUAAAGAGGUUGUAAUUGAGUUAUUUAAACUCUUGUGAAGUUAUAAAUAGUUUCUCAUUAUUUUGAAGUGUUGCACACUGACCCUGCAUGUCCUAGAUCUGCAGCCAGCCUUGUCCUCAUUGUCUCUGUUUGCUCUUCAGGAAAUCUGUGUCGCUGCACCGGUUAUCGGCCAAUCGUGGACGGCUGCAGGACUUUCUGUCAGGUACAAAGAUUAACUCUGUUUGUGAGACUGUUUUUGUUACACUAUUAAAGUUUCAGAUCUGGAGGCAAACAGUUAUAGGAAAAAAGGGAUUAAUCAGCAGAGUCCAGUUGUUCCAGUUACAAAAUCUGGUGUUAUGUGACAGUGUGGUUCGAAGUUCAGUGUCAGUGUCCCGUCAAAACAGGAAACAAACUGCUGCAAAGUGACAGAAAACGGAAACUGCUGUCUGAAUGGAGGGAAUCGUAACGAUGAACCGGCGCAGGUGAGUUGAAGUGGUGUUUGUGAUUUCUGUCUUUUUGUCCGAUCCAGGUGGAUCGUGUUUCAGUGUUUGAUUUUUCUGUCUUCUCAUGCUCUCAUCAUCUUCCUCAGGAUCCACCACAGCUGUUUGACAAAGAGAAACUUCUGCCGCUGGAUCCGACCCAGGAGCUGAUCUUCCCUCCUGAACUGAUCGUAAGUUGUCAGAAAGUGUUUUAUAAUUACAGUUUGGACUCACGUUUAGGUUUUUGUGUCACAGCCGGCUCCCAACAAAAGAUUUCCUUUAUCUGUUUUUUUUAUUUUCAUUCGUUAUGUAAGAGAAAAAGUCGUUUUUAAACAGGUGAAUGACUUAAACUUUAACUUUAUCAUGUUGUAAUUACGUUUGGUUUAAAACCGGCUCUCGCUCUCUCUCGACAGCUGAUGGCUGAAAAAGAGACCCCGCAGACCCUCACCUUUCACGGGGAGAGGAUGAGCUGGGUGGCCCCCGUCACUCUGGAGGAGCUGGUUCAGCUGAAGACCAGAAACCCAAAAGCUCCACUGGUCAUGGGGAACACUAACAUAGGUGAGCAGGAAGAAAAAAAAACUCAUCAUAUCUCAUUUGGAGCUUAUCACAGUUGUGUGUUUGGUAUUUUAUUGUCAUUUUAUGAUUAGAACAGUUUGAUUUAUCUGCUCCACUCUGUGUUAAAGGUCCAGAUAUAAAAUUCAAAGGCGUUAUGCAUCCGUUCAUUAUCUCUCCAAUCAGAGUGAAGGAACUGUUUGAGGUCACUCACACACCCAAAGGUGAGUUACCUGCUUUUACGCUGAAUUUUUCAGUUGUUCUGAAUCCAAGAGAAAAUAAUUCAGUUUUUUUGCUGAUCUUCAGACCCCUCUGUUAAAUAAAAGCUUGAGUUUUUUCUGUUAAUGUCGUGAAAGGAAAAGAAACGUCCCCUCAAACUUGCAGCUCGAUCACUCUUGUUUCUCCGCAGGGGUUUGGGUGGGCGCUGGCGUCUCUUUAGCCGAGGUUCGAUCCCUGAUGGAGAAGCUUGUCCCUCAGUUUCCAAAGGAGAAAACCGAACUGUUCAGAGCUCUGGUCAAACAGCUGGGAAACCUGGGGAGUGUGCAGAUCCGAAACGUUGCUGUAAUGAGACCUAAUAUUAACUUUUAUUUAGUAUUUUCAGUCAAAUUUGUCUUUAUUUUUCUUUCUCCGCUUUCCUUAAAGUCUUGACUACUUUGUUGGAAAACUGCGCAGUAGAAUAUAAAGUAUGUAGAAUUAUAACUGAUUCAUAUUUGAGGGAGUUUUUAUUGUAAAAAGUUUUUGAAGUCAAGAAUUUAGAGGAAAAUAUUUUGACCUGACUUUGUUUUUUUAGUCUCUCGGGGGUCAGAUCAUCAGUGCCUAUCCAAACUCAGACCUGAACCCGGUUUUGGCUGCUGGGAAAUGCAAAGUCAGCGUCAUUUCAAACGGUGAGUUUAGAGUUUAGGAGUUUAGCUGCAUUUUCAGGAAAUCUCUGACAACUUAAGAGAAGUGAAGUUCACACAUUUGGUUCUGUAUCUUUCAGAAGGAAGGCGGGAAGUCCCUCUGAACCAAGAUUUUUUUGUGGGCUUUUGUAAAACCAUCCUGAGGCCGGAGGAGAUCAUCGUCUCUGUUUUUAUUCCGUUUACUAGAAAGGUAAGACCGUCGCUCUAUGCUGUAAUAUUUAAUAAGAGUUACAUGUAAUAUUUGGAUAAAAACAAAGUUGAGGUGUUCCCUUAAAGAUACUUUUUCGGGUGUCACUGCUCCUGAUCUCCAUCUUCUUUUUGUUUUAUUUAUACAAAAGCAAACAAAGUCCAAUUUUUUACUUUUUGAACCGUUUAUGUCAUAAAAACUUUCCAAAUGACCCAGUCGUCUGUCCUGCAGGGGGAGUUUAUCAGAGUUUACCGUCAGGCUCCCAGGAAGGAGACCUCUUUUGCCACAGUGACGUCCGGGAUGAGGGUGUUUUUCUGUGAGGGGUCCCGCCUCGUUCAGGAUCUCAGUAUUUAUUACGGAGGAAUGGGACCGACAACCGUCAGCGCUGCAAAAACCUGUGCCGCCAUCAUGACAAGGUUCCUCUUUUUCCCUUUCCUGUCCUACUUCCUUUUCUCCUCCAUUUAUUCUCUAAAGAUUCUUGUGUCCUCCAGGCCGUGGGACGAUGACACCCUCAGCCAGGCCUACGACGUCCUCCUGGAGGAGUUGGACCUCCCUCCUUCAGCUCCUGGAGGAAAGGUGGAGUUUCGUCGCUCCUUAUCGCUCAGCUUUCUCUUCAAGUUCAACCUGGAGGUCCUGCAGAAGCUCAGAGAGAUGGUAGGACAGAAAGUGCAGCUCUUUACGGCUCAGUGGUUGGAGCGGAGAUGAAUGAUGUGGUUGUAUUUUUACAGGGAGUGAUAAGAGACGAGCUCCCAGAGGAGACGCCGGUGGAGCCGUUACCCAGAGUGAUCGAGCCCAGCCUGCAGGAGUUCCAGGUCAGAAAUCUGCUGCAGGAAACUCAACGAUACUGAAACAGCAGCGAGCAUGACUGUGUUUCUACUUUGGUAGUCAUCAAAAAUAAACCGACUUCCUCUUUAUCAGCAUGUGUCAAAGGACCAAAGUGAAAACGAUCCAGUGGGACGUCCCGUCAUGCAUCGCUCUGCACUCAGCCAAGCCACCGGUGAGGCCAUUUACUGUGACGACAUGCCUCCCACAGACGGGGAGCUCUUCCUGUCUCUGGUCACCAGCACCCGAGCACACGCCAAAAUCACGUAAGCAGAGAAGGGAAAGUUACAAAUCAUCUGUUGAAUGUUUUGGACGUAAAUCCUUUUUUUAAAAUAUUGAUUUGGUCCGACAGCGGGCUGGAUGUGAGCGAGGCUCUGAAGCUUCCUGGUGUUGUUGACGUCAUCACAGCUGAAGAUAUUCCUGGAAAAAAAGUGGUGUCCAUGUUCGGCUACGAGGAUGACCUCCUUGCUCAGAAAGAGGUGAAGUUUCACAGUGGACAUGAGUUCGGAAAUUCACCUUCCUGCUGGAUCUCUGCUGUCUGGAGUCAACACUCUGAACUGACUGAUACAAAAUACACCAGAGAAAUUGUACAACUGUUGUUUGUCUGCAGGUGUCGUGUGUCGGUCAGGUGGUGUGUGGGGUAGUCGCUGAUUCGAGAGAGCACGCUAAGCGAGCAGCCUACGCCGUGAAGAUCAGCUACGAGGAUCUGCCUGACCCGGUUUUCACCAUAGAGGUCAGAAUCUUGAUAGCAUCUUUUCACAGCUCUUUCAGCUGUUUUUCAGUUUAGUUCCUCUGCAGUGAUUAUUAAGCCUGUCCUCCUGAAAACGUUUGUCAGGUCGAAAGUUUGUGUCCCAUUUAUCAGUCAGUCUAAAGUGCGUUUGUCGUUUCUCUGAGGCAGGCGGCCGUGGAGAGGUCAUUGUUUUUUGAGCCUGGGAGGACACUCGAGAGAGGAAACGUGACUGAAGCUUUUCAAACCGCUGAUCAAAUACAUGAAGGUAAACAUUUGUCUCUUUCUACUCUCCUAUAUCCAUCUGCUAAUGUUGAGUUACAGUUCACAAAUAAACUCCCUAACUUUUUUAGUUUUUUUAGUUUUAGUUUUUAGUUUGUUUUGCUCAAAGCGGUGACAGUUUCCUGUUUUCCAAACUUUGUUUUUUUCCUCUCUGUGACGGUUUACUCAGGAGAGAUUAGGCUGGGAGGGCAGGAGCAUUUCUACAUGGAGACGCAAAGCAUGCUGGUCGUCCCAGUGGGAGAGGAGACAGAGUUCAAUGUGUACGUCUCCAGUCAGUGGCCGACUCUGACACAGGUACACACACAUUUUCAGACAUGCUGUAAUUUGGAUGACUCACAGUGACACGAAUUAAUAAAGACUUAAAGGCUCAGCUAAAGUUUCUUCUCUGUGUUUGUGAAUCAAUGAGGUGGAUUAUUAAUUUUUACUCUUCAGGAUGUAGUUGCAGCGACUUUGGGCGUCCCAUCCAACAGAGUCAACUGUCAUGUCAAAAGGAUGGGUGGGGCCUUUGGCGGGAAGAUCUCCAAAACCGCCACGCUGGCUAGCAUCACCUCUGUGGCUGCAUGGAAGUGAGUCAUGAACUCAAAUCUUAUCAGGAGCUGAGUGAGGAAUCGUAUGGAAAAAGACGUGAUCAUAAAUCGGGUUAAUUUCACUCCUCAGGACCAACCGUGCAGUGCGCUGCGUGCUGGAGCGAGGAGAGGACAUGUUGAUCACAGGAGGCCGACACCCCGUCCUGGGGAAAUACAAAGUACAAAAAAAAAAACAUCUCUAAUUCAGCCCAGCGUCUCCUUUUUUCAGAACUCUGACAGUCCACUGCUGUUCGUUGCAGGUCGGGUUCAUGAAAGACGGGAGGAUCGUGGCCGCAGAUGUGCAGUACUACAGCAACGCCGGCAACACCGUCGACGAGUCUCUCCUGGUUGGUUAAAAAGCAGCCGACUUUAUCGCUCAGGUGUUGAAUAUUUCAGGUAAAUCCCUCUUUUUUGUCUUGCAGGUUGCAGAGAAGAUGGUUCUUCACAUGGACAACGCCUACAACAUCCCGAAUCUGCGCGGCCGAACCAAAACCUGCAGGACUAACCUGCCCUCCAACACGGCCUUCAGGGGCUUUGGCGUGCCGCAGAGCCUGCUGGUGAUUGAGAACAUGAUUAACGACGUGGCGAUGGUUCUGGGUCGCCCCGCUGAUCAGGUUUGAGUCCGUUUUUUCUGCUGAACUCUGAACUUGGUUCAUAUAUGAAGCAGAAAAGCAUUUCUGUGAACUCCUGUUUCCUCAGAUUCGAGAGAUCAACAUGUACAGAGGGCCGUCAGUGACUCCCAGCAAAUUUGCCUUUGACCCGGAGAACAUGCUGCGCUGCUGGGAAGAGUGUAAGACCAGGGCCGAGUUUAAUGCUCGCUGCAGAGCCGCCGACCAGUUUAACCAGCAGAACCGCCAUAAGAAGAGAGGCAUGUCCAUCAUCCCCAUCAAAUACGGGAUUGGUUUUGCAGAGAGCUUCCUAAAUCAGGUCUGUGGGUUCAGUUUAUUAAAACACAACUCUGAUUUAUCUCCAGCAUUUCAGGUUAUUAAAGUUAUUUAGUGUGUGUGUGAAACAGGCUGCAGCUCUGGUCCACAUCUACAAAGACGGCUCUGUGCUGGUCACACAUGGAGGGACAGAGAUGGGUCAGGGGGUCCACACCAAAAUGCAGCAGGUAAGAUUCCUGUUUCUGUGCACUGCACCUUUAAUAUUUGUGAAGGAUAUAUCGAGUACUCUUCUCUCUGUCUGGAUUUGUCUCCCACUUUCUGUCAGGUGGCGAGUCGGGAGCUCCAUAUCCCACCUUCGAAGGUCUACAUCAGUGAAACCAGCACCAACACAGUCCCCAACACCUGCCCGUCUGCCGCCUCUUUUGGCACGGACGCCAACGGCAUGGCGGUCCAGGUAGAGUUCAUUCAUAGUUCUCCGUCACGUCUUACUUUUAAACCUUCACGACGUUGAGUAUCACUUUUAAUUAUUUUUCAUUCAGAACGCCUGCCAGAUUCUCUACCAGCGACUGAAGCCCAUCAGGGAGAGGAACCCCAAAGGAUCAUGGGAGAAAUGGGUAUGAUUGAAUGAGAAAUGGAGAGCUGAAAUCUAAUGCAUCAGAACCAGAAAGAAUGAUUCUUCAUUCUGUUGUCAGGUCAACGCUGCGUUUUUUGAGAAAAUCAGUUUAUCUGCGACCGGAUUCUACAGGUGGGAGAGACAGAGAUCAGGUUUGAUCAGUUUUUAAAGUUUUUAGGCUGAACUUUCAGCUUUCUGUGUGUCUUCAGAGGUCAUGACCUCUACAUGAACUGGGAGAAAAUGGAAGGUCAGCCUUACGCCUAUUUCACCUUUGGAGCGUGUUGCAGCGAGGUGGAGCUGGACUGUCUGACUGGAGACUACAGGGUCAGAGCAGUUUUAUCUUUUUCCAGUUUAAUCAUCAAAUUCAUCCGAGUGUUGAAUGUUUCUUUGGCUUUUCUCGCAUGUAGACGGUGAGGACAGACAUCGUGGUCGACAUCGGUAGAAGUGUGAACCCCUCAGUGGACAUCGGACAGGUGAGGAGAUUUAUCACCUUUUCCUCCCGAGUUUCUUUAAAUCACUGAAAUUUCUUUGUCUUCUUUCCCUCACUUCCUCUCGCAGAUCGAAGGAGCGUUCAUGCAGGGUUUGGGUCUGUACACGUUGGAGGAGUUGAAGUUUUCCCCCUCCGGGGUCCUGUACACUCGAGGGCCGUCUCAGUAUAAGAUCCCUGCGGUGUGCGACAUGCCGCUUAGCUUCAAUGUUUACCUGCUGCCAGAUUCCCACAACCCCCACGCCAUCUACUCCUCGAAGGUCAGAUACACACUUUAGCCCCAGUUAUUUCACACUGCCGCUGUGCUUGGAUCGAUCCGCCUGUAAAUCAGUCUCUGUGCUGGUCCUGUAGGGGAUCGGAGAACCGGUCCUCUUCCUCGGCAGCUCCGUCUUCUUUGCCAUCAAAGACGCUGUGACUGCCGCACGCUCGGACGCCGGGUUAACUGGUCUGUUUACCCUGAACAGCCCUGCAACACCGGAGAAGACGUGUCUCGCUUGUGCAUCCCCGUUCACGCAGAAGGUAAAAACUGUAACACAGACAGGGUGUCCUCAGGGUCUUGAAAAGUUUUAAAAGUCAUUGAAAAGUCUGGAUUUAAUUUAUUUAGUGUGUCAUCAGAGUUUCAGACUGAAAAUCUGAAUUUCUGCAUUUUGGUUUGAUUGAGUCAGAGUCUCUCUUGCUGCUAAAUUUACCGUCGUCUUCGUAAUCAUCUGUUUGCUUUUUAACCAUUUAAAAGAGUAAAAGAGGUGAAGUUCAGAUCAAACAGUUUUAUUGCUGAUAGAGAGAGGAUGAGGGAACAGAUUAUACGCUCACCUUUUAUUUCAGCCAUCUAUUAUUUUUUUAAUGUUUUUUUUUUUUUUCUCUUUUACGACAUUUUCAGAUUCCAGCCAGCAAACCAGGAUCUUUCAAACCGUGGGCCUUAGACAUCUGA
Xyrichtys novacula (pearly razorfish) is the source of this 11522-nucleotide messenger RNA. NCBI's taxonomy places the organism in Eukaryota, Metazoa, Chordata, Actinopteri, Labriformes, Labridae. The record is from the annotation of a GenBank genome assembly.